Messenger RNA from Ostrea edulis (European flat oyster), 1991 nucleotides. RefSeq lists its product as uncharacterized. Bases 117 to 1619 code for a protein of 500 amino acids. The record is from RefSeq and is a predicted model, not a curated record. Lineage: Eukaryota; Metazoa; Mollusca; Bivalvia; Ostreida; Ostreidae. The transcript is spliced from 2 exons.
AACGUGAGUUAUCUUUCCUUGAUCCGGAACGUAGUGCGCUUGCGUAAUUUCGUUUCAGACUUCCGGGUAGUAUAUUCAGAAAGCGUCAUUAACAACACUACGGACGACAGUGCAAAAUGCCACAGAGAUAUUGCUGUAUUUGCAGCAACCACGCGAACAAAUAUGUUGACGGUAAAAAAAUUACAAUGCACAGGUUUCCUUCAAACGAUAAAGUAAGGAAAGUGUGGAUAAAACGCUGCCAUAUGAUUCGAUCAGACUUCAACUUUAAGAAUUACGAUCAGACGAGGUUGUGUUCGGAACAUUUUGUGGGCAAAUGUGGACCAACUAAGGAACAUCCAAUACCAACUUUGUUCCCAACACGGAUAUUUAAAUUAUCAAGAAUGGAUGCUUCAGAGUCAACAUCAGAUGCUUCUGAUCAGAACAAGGAAGAAUCCAUGGAUACUAGUACUGAGAUGGAAUCCGUGCAGACGGCUGACACCAGCUUGCAUACAACUGGAGCCUCUGAAUAUGCGUCUCUAGAUAUGCAUGACUAUUUCGGUAGUGAAUUCACCACUGUUACCAGUGAUUUUGUACAUGUUAACAAAUGUACACAAACUGUUUUCGCAGUGUCUCAAGAUCAAAGCGUACAGACCAACAAAAUGAGUACAGAAUUGAAAAAUAAUUUCUGCCAGACAGAUUCAAACAAGUGUGAUUUUUUAUGUCAAGCUUCAAAACCCGAUAUAGUGUUUGAGGAUAUACAGGAAUCAGAUGAGAAGAUUAUGUUUUACACAGGAAUUCCAAACAAAGGUACAUUUAAUUUACUGUUCAAUGAGAUUGUUGUCCCAUAUCACAGAACUCAAACAGAUACCGUUAAGAACUGUGGGGGGAGACCAAGAUGUCUGCGAAUAAUAGACGAGUUCCUCCUCGUGCUUAUGAGACUUCGACUUGGACUUCUCAUAGAAGAUUUGAGUGACAGAUUUCACAUCUCCAGAUCAACAUGUGCAACAAUCAUUAACACUUGGAUUGACUUUUUAUCCGUGAAUCUUUCUUUUCUCAUAUCUUGGCCUGACAAAGAAACAAAUGAUAGAACAAUGCCAGUCGAUUUUCAAAUGAAAUACCCAAACUGUCGUGCCAUUAUUGACUGUACAGAAUUUUUUACAGAAACUCCACAAUCUCUUUCAAACAAGUCCCUCAUGUUUUCACACUACAAAUCACACUCGACAUGGAAAGCACUUCUAGCAAUUAAUCCCCGAGGAGUUAUUACAUUUGUCUCAGAUUUGUGGGGUGGCAGCAUUAGUGAUAAACAAUUAUUUAAGAAAUGUGGAAUUUUAGAUUAUCUAGAGGCUGGAGAUCAAACUAUGGUUGACAAAGGCUUUUUAAUUUCUGAUUUAACAACCCCUAAAGGUGUUGAAAUUAUCAUACCACCAUUCAAACGCAAUGGAAGAUUUAGUAGACGAGAAGUGGAGGAAACACGUCGAAUUGCAAAUUUGAGAAUUCACGUAGAAAGAGCCAAUGAGCGUGUGAAAAACUUUCGAAUUUUACAAGGAACAAUGCCUAUUACCUUGUCUAAAGUUGCUAGUAAAACUUUCAAAAUUUGUGUUGCUCUCUCAAAUCUGCAACCUCCUCUGGUUCUCAGAUGAUUGAAAUACAUUAUUCUGAGAUUCAUGUACGACUUUUCAAACAAUUUUUAGGUAAUAUUGUGUAUCAUUUUCAACCAGCAGUACAUUAUAAGUUUUCUUUGACUACAUGAAUGAAUGUCAUUUUGAGAAAUAUAUAUGUAUGUGGAUGUUAGGAAACUACUAGUAUACAAAUAUUUCCAAUGAAUUGGAUUGUGUUCUACUAUAUCAUCAUGUAUCACAGAAAGGAUGAAUCCAAUACAUGUAUAUAAUUUAAAUUGUUCAAAUGUGAUAAAUCUGCUUUUAUCAAACAAACAUUGUUUUGUUGUAUUUAUUUCAUUUGCAACAACAAGUGGGGAUCAAAUAAUUAUGUAAAAUAAUGAAAUUGAAAAUAUG